Molecule: messenger RNA, 6339 nt
Organism: Salpingoeca rosetta
Lineage: Eukaryota; Choanoflagellata; Craspedida; Salpingoecidae
Exons: 9
Coding region: 1-6339 (2112 amino acids)
Biological process (GO): 7-methylguanosine mRNA capping
Cellular component (GO): cytoplasm; nucleus
Molecular function (GO): nucleic acid binding; methyltransferase cap1 activity
Source: RefSeq, a predicted model, not a curated record
AUGUCGCGACGACAUGAUGAGCAGCGCUACCGCCGCCACGAUCAGUAUCACUGGCAGGAUCGUCACCACGGCGGCUACUAUCACCACCAGCACCACGGACAACAGCACCAUGCAUAUGGCUACAACCCGUACCCCACUGCACCUCCAACUCACCAUCAUCACCCUCAUCAUCCUCCGCACCCUCCUCCUCGUGGUGGGCUUCUGCCUGCACCUCCAAAACGAGACUUUGCAGCUGGAUAUCAGCACGUGUACGCUCCGCCACAUACGGGCCAUCCGCCGUUGAUCCCUUCCCAUCACCACCACCCUUACCAGCACCCACAGCAACAGCAGCGCCAUCAGCGCGGUGACUUCAGCAGAGAGCCACGCGACCACCGGGAUCUGCGCCACCAGCUCUCACCACGUGGUGGGCGCCCGCAGCAAGGGUCCCGCUCCAGCGAUCGCUUCGUGAGGGGAAACGCCCGAGACAUGCAGGCGGCCUGGGACUACGCCGUGCAUGGCUUUGACACCAUCUUCGACAAGCACGUCUUGAUUCCCCGCGAGUGCUUUGACCGCGCGCGCCCCGAGGACCUGUUCUCCCAUCCGGAGGAGCCCAUCGACCCAGAGAUGAAGCGGCUGAAAGAUCGGGGCAAUGAGGUCAAGAGCAGGCUCGACGAUAUGGAUCAAGAGGUGUGGUACCGGCUGUCCAAGCUGGCGAAUCUGACGCAGAAGGUCAUGCACCAAGUGCGGCAGCGGUGCGGCGGAGAAAUGUGCACCACAGCGUGGGUCAAGAUGUAUGAGAUGCUGGCGCACUACAACCUGCUGCCCGCCGACACAGCGCGCGAUGACAACGGUAGUGGUGGUGAUGAUGGUGUUGGUGGUGGUGAUGAUGAUGAUGAUGAUGAUGAUGAUGAUGAUGAUGAUGAUGAUGAUGAGGACGGGAAGAAGAGAGAGCAAGACGGUCAGGGCAACGAUGGCAGCAGCAGCAGCAGCAGCAAGAGUGGCGGCAACAGGAGGCAGCAGGGCCGCAGAGGGAAAUGCCGUCUCAACACCGUGCAUGUGUGCGAGGCACCAGGUGCCUUUAUCACAGCCACGAAUCACUACAUUAGAACGCGCUUAGAUGACGGUGAAAACAUCCAGUGGGACUGGACAGGCCUCUCCCUCAACCCGUACUACGAAUACAACGACCACAUUGAGAUGAUCAGCUCAGACCUGUUCAUCCUGCAUACGCUGAACAAUUGGUGUUUUGGGGCGGACGACACGGGGGACAUCACGCGUGGACAAAACGUCCAGUGCCUGUGGGACCGCGUUUCAAAACAUGGACCUGUGGAUCUGUUCACUGCUGACGGCGCGUUUGAUGUUUCCGCCAACCCUGGCGAGCAGGAGGCACUGACGUCGCAUCUCCAUUUCUGCGAGGCCGUUGCCGGACUUGGCUGCCUCUCGCCAGGCGGGGCCAUUGUGCUGAAGUUGUUCACGGCGUGCGAGCGCUCAACAGCAGCGCUCAUUUAUCUUGUCGGCUGCCACUUUGACGAGACGUACAUCUGUAAGCCCGCCACCAGCAAGGCAGCAAACAGCGAGACUUACCUCGUGGCAAAAGGUUUUCGUGGCAUUGACGCGGAGUUGAAGGAGCGACUGUUGACGUUCGUCCAGCCAGAUCCGCCAACCAUUGAUGGUCAGCCAGCGGCGCUCUUGUCCUCUUCAGUCCUGCCUGACUCCUUCAUGACGAAAUUGCGGACAACAGCCGAGUUUUUCGUUGACGCGUUUUGCUCACAGAUUGAGCACGUGCUGAAGCUCCACCGGCGCUGUGCAUACGACCACAAGCAGGCGAUUAUCCAGGCCCAGUUCCGCAUUGCAGAAUCAUUCAUCUCGCGGUUCAACGUGCAUGCGCUGCCAUCACCACAACUACGCAUCGUGCCAACAGACCCGCUCCUGCCCCACCGCCUGAAUACGGUUGCGCGCGUGUCUGAGGAGUUUGCGAGCGAGGUGAACAGCGGGAUGGCCGGUGCAACGCUGAGAGAGCGGCAGGAGGAGGCGAAGCGGCACGCAGCACGACGCAAGGCUGCCACCCGCAGCGAACACGGUGAAGGUGGUGAUGUGAUGGGUGAAGCUAAGGGUGACGUAAAGACCGGUGGUGGUGGUGAUGAUGGCGGUGGUGGUGGUGGUGAUGAUGACGGUGGUGUUCAAGAUGCUGUAGGCAAUGGUAGUGGUGGUGAUGGUGAGCCGCCAACAAAGCGAGCGCACGUUGAAGAAGAUGCGAGUGCAGCGGGAGCAACUGCGACAGCGCGAUCACCACAGCCACCACUCCAGCCGCAGUCAGCGGAUACAACAACAGGUCGGGUUGCAACACAGACGACACUUGACCAAACAAAGGCGAGCUCUCGACUCACUCACACCACCGCAUCGACUGACACUACUCUGGCGGGCACCAACAAGAUGGAUCGUCGUCACGAGGAUGUGGAGGAACUACAAUCUACCACAGCAACCACCACGACAACGACAACAGCAGCAACACCAACAGUGUCAGCAGCAACAACGAUGACAGCAGCUACAUCACCAUCACCACCAACAGCCGACGUUGGCGCGAUGGCGCAGGAGGCGGCGAAAUACGGCUCAUUCGCAGUGUCACAGAUCCGCAAGUUUGGCUUCCGAAGGGGACGUGGCAUUGGCAAGAACGAGAGCGGGCGGGUGGAUCCAAUUUCCAUCCAGCUGCGCCCUGCAAAGCUCGGCCUGGGUGCACGCGGCGUGUACGAUGAGGUUGAGGCUGCCAUUGGUGGUGACGACGACAGUAAUGGCAGUGGCUUGAUGGCUGGUGCCACAAUGGGGGCUGUUGAUGGUGAUGGUGGUGGCGGUGGUGGUGGUGGGGAUGGGUUUGGUGACGGUGCAGCAGAGGUGCGGCCCGUACUGUUGGAUGAUGAUGAUUUGGACCAGUUUUCCGUCCAUACGCACACGCCAGCCACCAGUUCUGGUGACGAUGGUGAUGGCAUUUGUACCAGUACGGUGAAGCCCACACCCAACCCUUCGUCGGAAACCACGUCCACCACCGUUACCCCCAGCACCAACUCCAGCAUUGCCACCCACAACAGCAAGAAGCACGGCAGUGGUGGUGAGGAGGAUGGCUCGGUGCACACGACAACUACCGGCAAGAGCGAGGGCAAAUAUGACAUGGUGUAUUGGGCGAAAGGGAAAACACAACAGCCAACGCACGAGCAAGAAGCAGCAGAAGGGGGAAGGAAAUUCAAGGAGGAGGAAGGAGAAAAAGACACGACAUCGAACAUGGAGACGAAGAACGACAACAAGGAAAGAGGACAAGAAGAGCGAAAUGGCGAGACACAAGAACAGCAGGUGCAGACGCAACCUCGAACGCAGGGCAUGCUCGGGUUUACUCGCGGUAGUGAUGGCGCAACAAGAGAAGGGCAACAGCAGCGUGGUGGAGCAGAGGACCGAACCAACACGACAUGCGGUGAAAGCGCGGACAUGGAGGAAGAAGAAGAAGAAGAGGAAGAGGAAGAGGAGGAUGAUGCUGGGCGGAACAUCCAGUAUUUUUACAACGACAGCAACCCAGCGCCCGUGACGCAAGAUGAAGUGUCACAGUGGUCCCUGACGGUGAAAUCCCGCGUGCCAGCCAUUACGCUCUCCCGGUUCUGUCGGCCUCGCUUGCUCACACAACUCAUGGACGCACGUCAGCGCAUGCUGCCAACCAUCACAUCGCUCUUACGCGGUGGUGAUGAUGGCGAAGGUGUUGUUGUUGGCGGUGGUGGUGGUGGUGAAGGUGACACAAACAGCAGAGGCAACAGCAGCAACAGCAGCAGCAACAGCAGCAGCAGCAGUGACAGGUGGGCAGCAGUGGGCGUGUCACGAGACAUGUGGGUGAAGCUGAACGCCGCGCGCGAGAUUCUGUUUGGACCCCAUGAUCCUUUUGAGAAGGUGCGUGCUCGCCUCAUGCGGUCACGACAGGCUACACAUGCUGCGACAGCAACAACAACAUCAGCAAGUACAGCAGCAGCAGCAGCAACAGCAACGACAGCAGCCACAGCAACAUCACCAGCAUCGUCAGCGAGCUCAAAUCAAGUCGUAGACACGGCGCCAGCCACACGCCCGUGGGAUGCCGAGGGUCACUUGGUCAUGAAGCAGCUGUGUCAGCGCCACAAGCAGUGGCGGUUUGGUGCUGCCGUUGCACUCGACACGCGCGCGCUCGCGGGUUGUGGCACGUGCCUUGCCGAGCAAGGCGUCCCAGUUGUUGGCCUUGCGGCUGAUGUGACCACUGUUUUGAUGCCGUCACAAUCAUCGUCAUCAUCCACAUCAACAUCAACAUCAACAUCAUCAUCAUCAGCAGCAGCAGCAGCACAGCUUGCGCACGCCACCGCCGCCCCUCCGCCAGUGUCAUCAGCAUUAGCAUCAGCAUCAUCGUCGUCGCCGUCUUCAUCUUCUGUGGCUCUGCAGCAACCCUGCCCAUCUCUUCCGAUUUUCUCUGUGGACACACCACCAUUGCAGCCCACGGCUGGCGGCUAUAACGUGAUUGCCAAGCACCUCAGUGCUGCACUGGAGAGGUUUCGUCAGAAAAUGCCUGCAGGCAACGCGACCACAGACACAGGGAAGAAAGUGGCGGGAGAAACACCCGCAAACAAAACAGAGGAGACCAGCUCACGAGAUGACGAAGAAGCGACGCGCGCUGGCACUGACACUGGUCCACGUCAUGGUGAAGAGUGUGGUGGUGGCGGCGGCAAUGGUGAUGGUGAUGAUGAUGGCGGUGGUGGUGUGAAAGAGAAGGAAUAUGAAGAGGUGCAGAAGGGAACAGACGAGUGGGGACGACGAAAACGACCUACAAGCAGAAGCAGAAGCAGAAGCAGACAUGGGAGUGUUGAGAGAAGGGGUGCGAGGUCUCGCAGCAGAGGCGGUAGAGACGAGAGGACAAGUCGGAAUGAUGACAGCAGGAGCCCAAGGAGACGUGGCAGAUCAGACCGGAGAGGGCACGAGAAGAGCAGAAGCAAGAGCAUUGAGAGGCGACGAGAAGACGAAGGCGAUCAAGGCCACGAACGAGAGCGACGACGAAGACGCCGACGCAGCAGCAGUAGUCGCGACCGCAACAGAGACACAAGUGGAAGCCGCAGCACUGAUCGACGCCGACGUCGCAGGAGAAGUCGGAGUUGGAGCAGAGACCGAGACAGAGAAGGGCGUCGAAGUAGGGAAAGAGGCAACGACAGAGACAGAGGCAGAGAUAGGGGAAGGGACAGGGACAGGGACAGAGAUGGCUACCGCGACGAUGGCUCUGUCUGUGGUGGUGGUGACGGUCGGGGAAGGCGUCCUCACGACUGUGUCCGCGAACGCGACUACGAUGAUCGUCGGACCGACCACCAUCACCAUCAUCGUCAUCGUCAUGAUGAUGAUGGUGAUGGUCGCUAUCGUCACCAGCACCAUCGCAGCCGUGACCGGUCCCCCCACCGCCGUUAUGAACAUGAUCGCAACCCCGCACGUCAUCACGCCACCAGCACUGCCACCAGCACUGCCACUGGCGCUGCGGCUGCUUCAUUGCCGUCACGGCACGCUCCCACGGGUCAACCAAGCGUGUAUGGGAGGGACACGUCGGUGUUGUGGUGCUUGUCGACACGUGUGGACGCCGCGCUGUUUGCGGGCAGCGGCAAAGGGCGAGUGGAGCUGGACGUGCUGCCAAAUUUGCUGCCACAGCUCGCCGUCAUGUUUGCUUGCAUGCACGAAGGCGACCACGCCCUCGUGUGUCUCCCGGACACGCUGUCUCGCCUCGGCGCCGGCAUUUUGUUCCUGCUGCAUCGGAGUUUCAAACGCAUCCGCGUGAUCAAGCCCACGCUCGGGUCGCCCGGCUACUCGCCGUCCAAGUUUGUGCUGUGCGAGCACAGCCUAGGCACCUCGCUUCCUCUCGCUGCACAUGUGGCGACAGCGGCACGCACAACCCAUGCAGGGACGACUAUCGAGCCAGACACCGACCCAGAGGAACGCACCACGCAACGUCAAGAGCAGCAAGCGCAAGAAGAGCAGGAGCAACAACAGCCAGUGCAGAAGCACCAACAGCAACAGCAAGUGCAGGAGCAACAACAACAACAACAACAACAACAACAACAACAACAACAACAGCAACAGCAACAACAGCAACAACAAGAUCAGCAGGCGAUGCAUCCUGGGUUGGGCAGCAACGAGGUGCUGGAGGUCGUGCCCAUGUCGGUGCUGUUGCAACAGGACCUGUAUCGGUUCGUGGUGCACGGCACAGAGCGGCUGAUUGGACGGCAGGUUGCAACCAUCACCCGCUUGCACCGCGCUGUCGUCAAGCACAAGCUGCGCACACGCAUGCAACGGAGGCGUGGGGGUGGUGGUGUCGUUGCCGGUGCAAAAUAG